UCUUCGUCACCAGCUCUCCAGGCUGCGGCUGCUCUUAAAGCCGCCGUGCUCGGCGCCUCGCCGAGUGUCGAUCAGCGCCGCACCGUUUUCAGUUCAGUUCAGUUCAGGGGAGUCGUUCCGCAGAGCAGCAGGGUGCUUCAAGAUGUUCUUCAGGGCAGCGCAGGAGAUCCUUAGGCAUGGGAAGAGCAAAGCUCUGCCAGCUUUGCCGGGCGUCGCCAACCGCUUCUCCACGUCCGCAGACUCACAGAGGCUGGCGGGGAAGGUGGCCGUCAUCACCGGCGGCGCCAGCGGCAUCGGCGAGGCGACGGCCAGGGAGUUUGUCAAAAACGGCGCCAGGGUCGUCCUCGCCGACGUCCAGGACGACCUGGGCCGCGCGCUGGCCACGGACCUCGGCGCGGACGCGGCGUCCUACACCCGCUGCGACGUCACCGACGAGGCGCAGGUCGCCGCGGCCGUGGACCUGGCCGUCGCGCGCCACGGCAAGCUCGACAUCAUCUUCAACAACGCCGGGGUCGUGGGGUCCCUGGCGCGGCCGCCGCUGGGCGCGCUGGACCUCGACGACUUCGACCGCGUCAUGGCGGUCAACACCCGGGGCGUCAUGGCCGGGGUCAAGCACGCGGCGCGGGUCAUGGUGCCGCGCCGCAGCGGGAGCAUCAUCUGCACGGCGAGCAUCGCCGGCGUGCUCGGCAUGAUCACGCCACACCCCUACAGCGUCUCCAAGUCGGCCGUCGUGGGACUCGUGCGCGCCGUGGCCGGGGAGGUGGCGCGCUCCGGGGUGCGCGUCAACGCCAUCUCGCCCAACUACAUCCCGACGCCGCUGGUCAUGCGCAUCCUGGAGGAGUGGUACCCGGAGAGGAGCGCCGACGAGCACAGGCUCAUCGUCGAGAGGGACAUCAACGAGAUGGAAGGGGUGGUGCUCGAGCCGGAGGACAUUGCCAGGGCGGCGGUGUACCUCGCCUCCGACGAGUCCAAGUACGUCAACGGGCACAACCUCGUCGUCGACGGCGGUUACACGGUCGGGAAGGCGCCCAACAUGCCGGCACCUGCACAGUGAGCAGCAGCAAAUGGACGCGCGGUGUGCGGGCGGCUUCGCGUGUUCUGUUUGGGAAAACUCUGAAUAAGCUCUGUCCUUUUGUUUUCUACUGCAAAAAGCUAUCAUUCGCUACUGUCGGUGCUUCAGCAUUAUAAGCACCUGCUAUCACGCCAAUACGAAUUUAUACUUUGGUGUCA
Setaria italica (foxtail millet) is the source of this 1230-nucleotide messenger RNA. Its product is annotated as momilactone A synthase. The transcript is spliced from 2 exons. The record is from RefSeq and is a predicted model, not a curated record. Bases 143 to 1054 code for a protein of 303 amino acids. Lineage: Eukaryota; Viridiplantae; Streptophyta; Magnoliopsida; Poales; Poaceae.